Molecule: messenger RNA, 1715 nt
Organism: Elgaria multicarinata webbii
Lineage: Eukaryota; Metazoa; Chordata; Lepidosauria; Squamata; Anguidae
Product: cytochrome P450 2J6-like
Exons: 10
Coding region: 1-1635 (544 amino acids)
Biological process (GO): xenobiotic metabolic process
Cellular component (GO): intracellular membrane-bounded organelle; cytoplasm
Molecular function (GO): oxidoreductase activity, acting on paired donors, with incorporation or reduction of molecular oxygen, reduced flavin or flavoprotein as one donor, and incorporation of one atom of oxygen; heme binding; iron ion binding
Source: RefSeq, a predicted model, not a curated record
AUGAUGGGGAUAUGGGCAUUUCUGAUUGCUCUGCUGGUGGCUCUUCUGAUUUUGGUCUUCCUGAGACAACUCUGGACGCGCAGACACUACCCUCCCGGGCCUCUUUCCCUUCCUGUCAUUGGAGGAAUAUGGCGAAUUGGAAUUAGAAUUUCUGAAGAUCUUGCCAUUAAGAUAGCAAAGCAAUAUGGAAAUAUUUGCUGUGUGUGGCUAGGACAUCAGCCUGUGAUAGCUAUGUCUGGAUUCCAAGCUGUGAAAGAAGUGCUGAUCAACCACGCAGAAGCAUUCUCUGAGCGACCAUCGUCUCCUUUAGUAAAAGCUGUAGGAAGAGAAAAAGGUCUUAUACUAUCGAAAGGUCACACCUGGAAGCAGCAGAGACGGUUUUCUGUAGUGACUCUGCGGAAGCUGGGACUGGGGAAGAAAGGCAUGGAGCACCAAAUACAAGAGGAGGCCCAGCAGCUGGUGGAGACUUUUGCACGUGCAAAGGGUAUUGCGUUUUCAAAUGGGCACACUUGGAAGCAGCAGAGAAAGUUUGGUGUAGUGACUCUGCGGAAGCUGGGACUGGGGAAGAAAGGCAUGGAGCACCAAAUACAAGAUGAGGCUCAGCAGCUGGUGGAGAUUUUUGCACGUGCAAAGGGUCAGCCGCUUGACCCUUCCUUGCACAUCACCAAUGCAGUCUCCAAUGUGAUUUGUGCUGUGACAUUUGGACACCGGUUUUCUCUUGAAGAUGAAAAAUUCCAGAAAAUGAUUGAAGAUCUUAACGUUGGAUUAAAAUUUCCAGGCAGCAUCUUUCAUAUUUUGUAUGAAAUAUUCCCAUGGAUCAUGAACCAUCUUCCAGGGCCUCACAAAAAGGUGUUCUCAUCCAUGGAGGAAGUGCUUUCAUAUUCGAGGGAGGAGAUAGAGAAGCACAAGGAGCAACAGUCUUUUCAUGAGCCACAGGAUUUCAUAGAUUUCUAUCUACUUCAGAUCGAGAAAAGCAGAAAUGACCCCAACUCUACUUAUGAUGAAGAGAACCUGGCUCAGUGCAUUAUUGAAUUUAUUAUCGCGGGAACGGAGACAACCACCACUACUAUGAAAUGGGCACUUCUCUUCCUGACAAAUCAUCCAGAUAUCCAAGAUAAAGUCUAUAAGGAGAUAGAAGAUGUUUUCGGUUCAUCUCAUUCCAUCUGCUACCAAGAUAUAAAGAAACUGCCCUACACUAAUGCUGUGAUUCAUGAGAUGCAGCGUUCAAAUUAUAUCUUAUUAUUUGGAGUUCCAAGACAAUGUGCGAAGGAUGUGAACGUGAACGGUUAUCUCAUUCCCAAGGGGGCAUAUAUUCUUCCAGAUUUGCGCUCUGUUCUUCUUGAUCCGGAGCGGUGGGAGACUCCUGAAGAGUUCAAUCCAAACCAUUUUUUGGACAAGGAUGGAAAUUUUGUGGCUAGAGAAGAAUUUCUACCAUUUGGUGCAGGCGCUCGGGUGUGUCCGGGGGAGCAGCUGGCGAUGAUUGAAAUCUUCAUCUUCUUGACCAGCCUGCUGAGGAUGUUCACAUUUCAGCUGCCAGAAGGACUGAAAAAACUCAAUCCAGAUGCUAUAAAAGGGAUCACAUUCUCUCCCCAUCCUUAUAAAAUCUGUGCUGUUCCUCGCUGUAGCUCAUCAUAAACAUUUAAAUGCAUUUAGAAUAACUGACUAAUUACCACAAAUUUUUCCCUCCUUAAUUUUCUGCUAAGAAACCCCCACCC